This is a messenger RNA of Rhododendron vialii, 2096 nucleotides long. RefSeq lists its product as uncharacterized. Gene Ontology annotation, cellular component: Golgi apparatus; endoplasmic reticulum. The coding region runs from base 32 to 1828 and encodes 598 amino acids. Lineage: Eukaryota; Viridiplantae; Streptophyta; Magnoliopsida; Ericales; Ericaceae. The record is from RefSeq and is a predicted model, not a curated record. The transcript has 10 exons.
GAGAAGAGAGAAGAGAAGAGAGAGAGUAACUAUGGACGAGAAUUCAGAAGCAAUUGAGGCAGCAAUUAUGAGAGGAGGAGAAGAGAGCAGCAAAAUAGAAAACGACGACGACGACGGCGAGUACGGGUGGAAAACGGUGUCGUACCAUAAGCGAAACAACAGGAAGCAGGCGUCCACUAAGCCUAUCGAGACCUUCUCCGAUCGGACGGCGUCGUCGUACGGUGGCUCCGGCGACGUGUUCCGGUCGAUCGAGCAGCAGUCCGAGGAUCGCCGACGCCGCCGUUCUGAAGCUCAGAGGGAAGCCGCCGUGGCUGCGGCCGCAGGAGGAGGAGAUGCCAAAUUGAACGGCGGGGAGGAAGACGGCAGCGACGUCGAACGCGGAAGAAGCGGCGGGGAAGAUGGCGGCGGUGCGGAGGCGGCGAAGAAGGCGAAGGUGAAGAAGCCGAAGAAGCCGAAGGUUACGGUGGCUGAGGCCGCGGCGAGGAUUGAUGAUUCUGAUCUCUCUGAUUUCCUUGCUGAUAUAACGGUUUCGUACGAAUCACAGCAGGAUAUACUGCUGAUGCGAUUCGCGGAUUAUUUCGGGCGUGCAUUUGCUUCAGUGAGCGCGUCUCAGUUUCCGUGGGCAAAGACAUUGAAGGAGUCUCCUAUUGCUAAGAUGAUUGAUAUCCCUCUUUCUCAUAUUUCUGAAGCUGUUUAUAAGACAUCAACCGAUUGGCUUAGCCAUCGAUCUUUUGAAGCACUUGGGUCCUUUGUAUUGUGGUCGAUGGAUAGCAUACUUGCUGACCUAGCUAUCCAUCAAGGAGCAGUUAAGGGGUCAAAAAAAGUUGUUCAACAAGCAUCUACAAAAUCUCAGGUUGCCAUAUUUGUGGUUUUGGCAAUGACUUUGCGACGAAAACCUGAGGUGUUGAUCAGUCUAAUGCCCAUAAUAAAGGAGAAUCCGAAAUACCAAGGCCAAGAUAAGCUUCCAGUCACAAUCUGGGUGAUUGCUCAGUCUUGUCAAGGUGAUUUGGUUGUGGGGCUUUACAUGUGGGUACAUUACCUCUUGCCGAUGCUGAGCAGUAAAUCAAGUUGCAAUCCGCAGUCAAGAGACUUAAUUUUACAGUUCGUGGAGAGAGUUUUAUCCUCCCCCAAAGCUCGUCCUAUUCUUUUAAAUGGUGCUGUCAGAAAAGGGGAGCGUAUAGUGCCACCUUCUGCUCUUGAGCAUCUUAUGAGAGCCACAUUCCCUGCACCUUCAGCUAGAGUCAAGGCAACUGAGAGAUUUGAAGCUGUAUAUCCCACCUUGAAAGAGAUUGCUCUUGCCGGUUCCCCGGGAAGCAAAGGAAUGAAACAAAUGACACAACAAAUCUUGCAGUUUGCUGUCAAAGCUGCUGGAGAAGGCGUGGCUGAUCUAUCCAGGGAAGCAAGCACUGUAAUCAUAUGGUGUUUGACCCAAAACCCUGACUGUUACAAGCAAUGGGAUGACCUUUAUCUGGAUAAUCUCGAAGCAAGUGUUAUUGUUCUCAGAAAGCUGGUUGCUGAAUGGCAGGAACAGUCGGUUAAGCAUUUUACUCUUGAGCCUUUGAAGGUUACUUUAACGAGUUUCAAGCAUAAGAAUGAGAAAGCAUUGGCCACCGAGGAAGAUGCUACCCGCCUGGCCUCCUUCAAGGAUGCACAAAAGCACUGCAAUGUGCUCAUGGGACGACUGUCAAGAAACCAUGGAUGCAUGAAGGGUAUGGUGCUCAUGUCCGUUGCACUAGCCGUGGGUGCUGCUGUCGUGUCCCAAAGCAUGCACUCUUCCGACCUGAAAAAGCUUUUGGUAGAUUUCGACUUCCUGAAUCUUCUGAGUUAAUUAUUUACCUUAAUAUUGUCUGGUAUACAUGACCAAAAUGGUCAAUAGAGAAAAAUGGGGAGGGAAUGAGUUUGUUACAUCUCAAAAAAUGGAAAUAGUUAUAGAAGCCGCAACCGAAGAGAGGACUGUAUUUCUGUGUUGUUCCUGGGUUUCAAUCAUGACUUUGAGUUAUAGGUUUCCAUUUUGCCAUACAGAGUUGGAAUUGGAUGGUUUGAUGAGAACCUUUCAAUUAAGUUCAAUUAUUUGAACUUCUCUGUUUCUUUCUGAA